AUGGCGCGCUGCCACUUGCUCCUCUGCGUCGGGAUGUUGUCUUUGCCGGUUUGGUGCUUGGCUUUUUACCGCGGACCGCUGCACCCGGAGAUGUCUAACGGAACCUUCCAUCAUUACUUUGUCCCGGACGGAGACUACGAGGACAACGACGAUCCAGAGAAGUGCCAGAUGUUGUUCAAGAUGACGGACGAGCGUAAGUGUGGGCUGCAGGAGGACCAGGACGCGGUGAUCCGGGACGACUUCACCAUCAUCAAGCGGCAGAUAGAGGACUCCGCACGGGUCAUCGAAGGCAUCGGGAAAAGCAUCUCCUACGACCUGGACGGAGAGGACAGCUACGGUAAGUUCCUGCGGCGGGAGACCUCUCAGAUCUCCGAGGCCUUCAGCAGCUCCGAGAAGUCUCUGGUGGAGCUGGAGGGAAAGUUCCGUCAGAGUCAGGAGGGCGAGCUGAAGGAGGAGCAGCGCCUGGGGGAGGACUUCCUACAGAUGGUGGUCCACACGCGGGACGUCCUGAAGGAAACCGUGGACAUGUCUCUGGGACUGAGAGACAAACACGAGCUGCUGUCCCUCAUCAUCCGCAGCCACGGCACCAGGCUCAGCCGCCUCAAGAACGACUACAUCAAGUUCUGA
Messenger RNA from Knipowitschia caucasica, 627 nucleotides. The record is from the annotation of a GenBank genome assembly. NCBI's taxonomy places the organism in Eukaryota, Metazoa, Chordata, Actinopteri, Gobiiformes, Gobiidae.